Messenger RNA from Elaeis guineensis (African oil palm), 2213 nucleotides. RefSeq names its product probable methyltransferase PMT2. NCBI's taxonomy places the organism in Eukaryota, Viridiplantae, Streptophyta, Magnoliopsida, Arecales, Arecaceae. Gene Ontology annotation, cellular component: endosome; trans-Golgi network; cytoplasm. Gene Ontology annotation, molecular function: methyltransferase activity. The record is from RefSeq and is a predicted model, not a curated record.
GACUCGCAGCUCAAUGUCAAUAAUUAUUGUGAUUGGGCUGUGCUGUUUCUUCUACGUACUAGGUGCAUGGCAAAGGAGUGGUAUUGGAAGGGGUGAUAGCAUAGCUCUUAUGGUUACAAAAGAAACAGAUUGUACCACACUGCCAAAUUUAAAUUUUGAGACUCAUCAUAGUGGUGGAGUUAGCCUGGAACCUUCUGAAUUAAAAGUGAAAGUGUUUGAACCAUGUGACGUUCAUUACACAGAUUAUAGUCCCUGUCAAGAUCAAAAUCGAGCAAUGAAAUUUCCAAGAGAAAAUAUGGCCUACAGAGAGAGGCACUGCCCGCCUGGGAAUGAGAAAUUACAUUGUCUGAUCCCAGCACCUGAAGGUUAUGUGACUCCUUUCCCCUGGCCAAAGAGCCGUGACUAUGUCCCCUAUGCAAAUGUUCCUUACAAAAGCUUGACGAUUGAGAAAGCUGUUCAGAAUUGGGUUCAACUUGAGGGUGAUGUAUUUAAAUUUCCAGGUGGAGGAACAAUGUUUCCUCAGGGAGCAGAUGCAUAUAUUGAUGAACUUGCAUCUGUUAUUCCAAUUGCGGAUGGAACUGUUAGAACUGCACUUGAUACUGGCUGUGGGGUUGCAAGCUGGGGUGCUUACCUCCUAAAAAGAAAUGUAUUGGCUAUGUCCUUUGCACCAAGGGACUCACAUGAAGCUCAAGUACAGUUUGCUCUAGAGCGAGGUGUUCCUGCAGUAAUUGGGGUGCUUGGAACAAUAAAGCUUCCAUAUCCAUCUAGAGCCUUUGAUAUGGCUCAAUGUUCUCGCUGCUUGAUUCCGUGGACGUCAAAUGAUGGGAUGUACAUGAUGGAAGUAGAUAGAGUCCUCAGACCUGGAGGGUACUGGAUAUUGUCUGGUCCUCCUAUUAAUUGGAAGACUUACUAUAAGACAUGGAAGCGAUCUAGGGAUGAGCUCAAGGAGGAACAGAGUAGAAUUGAGGAGUUGGCUGAAAUGCUUUGCUGGGAAAAGAAGUAUGAAAAAGGAGAUAUUGCUAUUUGGAAGAAGGAAGUAAAUGCAGAUGCAUGCCAUAGGAGAAAAGAUCUUUCUGUUAGGACGUGCAAAACUGCAAAUUCUGAUGAUGUUUGGUACAAGAAGAUGGAAGUAUGCAUAACUCCCUUCCCAGCAGUAAACAAUCAAGAUGAAGUAGCUGGAGGACAGUUAAAAAGGUUUCCAGAUAGACUAUCUGCUGUUCCUCCCAGAAUAGCUGGGGGAUAUGUUCCAGGUGUCACAAAGCAGGCCUACGAGGAGGACAAAACAUUAUGGAAGAAGCAUGUUAAUGCUUAUAAGAAGAUGAAUAAUUUAAUCAGCUCAGGGAGGUAUCGAAACAUAAUGGACAUGAAUGCAGGUUUUGGAAGUUUUGCAGCAGCAAUUGAAUCACCAAAGUCAUGGGUAAUGAAUGUUGUUCCUACCAUCUCAGAGAUAGAUACUUUGGGCAUUAUCUACGAGCGAGGUCUGAUUGGCAUAUAUCAUGACUGGUGUGAAGCCUUCUCUACGUACCCCAGGACAUAUGAUCUGAUACAUGCAAGUGGUCUCUUCAGCUUAUAUAAGAACAAGUGUGAAAUGGAAGAUAUCCUUUUGGAAAUGGACCGCAUCUUACGUCCUGAAGGUUCGGUCAUACUCCGUGAUGAUGUUGAUGUUUUGAACAAGGUGAAGAAAAUGGUGAGCGGCAUGCGGUGGAAGACCAAGAUGCUGGAUCAUGAAGAUGGUCCUCUUGUGCCUGAAAAGAUUUUAAUCACUGUUAAACAGUAUUGGGUUGGCAAUGGAGGUAAUUAUACUUCUUAAGGAGUGAACAACUAGAGCAUCGGUGGAAAGAGAUGCAAAAUUAUCCUCCCACCUUUCGGAACGUGGGGAUAUUGAAAUUUCAUUGCUUGUGGCAUCAUCUGGUUCCAAUGUUGUUAUGUCAACUCUUAACUUAUAUUUUUUGAGAUGGAGGAGUAAAUGCUUCUGAGAGGGCUUCAGGUAGACAAGCUGAGUUCUCUAGACGUCACUUAGAGGAUCAAAAAUAGAGUUCUCCAGUGUACUGUAUCCACGGCAAACUUAGCUUCAAGCUGUAUUGUGAUCAGAUUCACAGCCCCUAAAAGGAAUGUCAUAGGAGUGGCUGAACUGAUUAUUAAGUUAUUUAUCUGUGACCAUGCUUUUGAAUUUAGCAAGUUAUUUGAUCACUUAAUGCGAACUGAGUUGAAUU